Phragmites australis (common reed) is the source of this 3957-nucleotide messenger RNA. RefSeq lists its product as uncharacterized. Gene Ontology annotation, molecular function: RNA-DNA hybrid ribonuclease activity; nucleic acid binding. The coding region runs from base 1 to 3957 and encodes 1318 amino acids. Lineage: Eukaryota; Viridiplantae; Streptophyta; Magnoliopsida; Poales; Poaceae. The record is from RefSeq and is a predicted model, not a curated record. The transcript is spliced from 2 exons.
AUGUGUAUUCUAAGCUGGAACUGCCGGGGGCUCGGGCGCUCCCGGACAGUUCAGGACCUCGUCUGCCUUGUGCAGAUGCAUCGCCCGAAACUGGUCUUCCUUUCGGAAACUAGACAGGACAAGGAGAUAGUGAGGAGGUUGAGAUGGCGUCUGGGCCUGCGUAAUUGCUUUGCAGUCAAUGGAGAGGGCAAAGGAGGUGGGAUAGCCCUCUUUUGGGAUGAAGCGAUGGAGGUAGAGUUGAAGUCUUAUAAUAAAAGGCAUAUUGACGUGUUGGUUCGGGAGGCACCGGAGAGUGCCAAAUGGCGUGGAACGUUUGUGUACGGCGAGCCUAAAUCUCAGGACAGGCACCAUAUGUGGAUGUUGCUUCGUUGGAUCAAACCAAAUGCAACUGAACCCUGGUUGAUGAUAGGUGACUUCAAUGAAGCAAUGUGGCAGUCGGAGCACUUCUCACACGUGAGGAGACCGGAGGGGCAGAUGAGAGCCUUCCGUGAGUCUCUCUCAUUUUGCGACCUUCAUGACUUGGGAUUCGGGGGCACACCGUGGACGUACGACAAUAAACAGGGAGACGGAAGGAAUGUGCGGGUGCGGCUAGACAGAGCUGUUGCGGAUCCGGCAUGGUCGGCGCGUUUCCCCCUGGCGCAUGUUUCUCACAUCGCGUCGUCGUGCUCCGAUCAUGUUCCGUUGUUACUACUAUGGGAUGAGCCGGAGAGGCCGCGGGCGGCGCCUCGCUGCCGUCGCUAUGAGGCCAUGUGGGAGCGAGACGCCUCGAUGCCGGAUGUGAUAAAGGAAGCAUGGGAGAAAGGGGAAGGAGUUAGUAAUUUGGGGGAUGUCAUGGCAAAGCUACGGUCGACUUUGACCCAGUUACACACAUGGAGUGAUAAGAAGGUCGAGAACGUGAAGAGGAAGUUGGGGAAGUUGAGAAAGAGACUCGGGUCCCUUCGCCAGCAGGGGUUGCUGGACGGAUCUGAUCAAAUACGUGAGUAUCUUUUUUCAAGAGAUGUUACUCUUGACCCUGGGCCUUUGCUGGACAUGUUCUCACUGAAGGUGGAUCAGGAGAUGAGUGAGUCUCUUACGAAGGCUUUCACAGAUGAAGAGAUUUCAGAUGCCUUGUUCCAGAUAGGUCCUACGAAAGCACCGGGUCCUGAUGGAUUUCCGGCUUGCUUUUUUCAAAGGAAUUGGGCUCUGUUAAAGGAGGAUGUGUUAAGAGCUGUUCACAAGUUUUUUGAGGAAUGUGAAUUGCAGGAAGAAGUAAAUGACACUACAAUAGUGAUGAUUCCGAAGCAUUGUGCACCGGAAGAAAUGAAGGACUAUCGUCCUAUCAGUUUGUGCAACGUGGUGUACAAAGUGGUGUCAAAGUGUUUAGUCAACCGUCUCAGACCGCUGCUGCAGGGUUUGAUCUCGGAGCAACAAAGUGCUUUUGUUCCAGGUAGAAUGAUAACGGAUAACGCCUUGAUUGCUUUCGAGUGUUUUCACUCCAUUCAAAAGUGCAGAAGAGAGAAUCAAAAUUUCUGCGCACUGAAAUUAGAUCUUUCGAAGGCUUAUGAUUAUGUAGAUUGGGUCUUCCUGGAGAGAGUAAUAGAGAAGAUGGGCUUCAGCCAAACAUGGAUCAAGUGGAUCAUGAUUUGCGUCACUACUGUUCGCUACAAAGUGCGAUUUAACGGGGAAUUAUUGGAGGCAGUCAGUCCAUCAAGAGGGUUACGCCAAGGGGAUCCUUUAAGCCCGUAUUUAUUUCUAUUUAUUGCUGAUGGCCUCUCAAAUAUCUUGAAAAGAUACUCGGGUGAAGGAAGAAUUCAACCACUAAAGGUUUGUCGGAAGGCACCGGGGGUCUCUCAUCUGUUGUUUGCGGACGAUAGCUUAUUGUUCUUCAAAGCAGAGCUGCAGCAAGCAAGAGCAGUGAAAGAAGCCCUGACUUUAUAUGAAAGGAGCACGGGACAGUUAAUUAACCCAAGCAAAUGCUCCCUGCUCUUUAGUGAUUUUUGUUCGGCGCACCAACAGGAUGAAAUUAAGGAUGAGCUGCAGGUUUCCAGAGCCACAUUUGAGGACAAGUAUCUAGGCUUGCCUACGCCGGAGGGGCGUAUGAAAGCAGAAAAGUUUCAGCCAAUCAGAGAAAGAUUUGCUAAGAGGCUUAGCAACUGGUCAGAGAAAUUUUUAUCUGCAGGAGCUAAGGAGGUGUUGAUAAAGAGUGUGGCUCAAGCACUCCCAAAUUAUGUGAUGGGAGUGUUUAAGUUGCCGCUCCAGACUUGUGAGGUUUAUGAUCGGAUGGUCAGAAAGUUUUGGUGGGGAGAAGACAAAGGGCAGCGUAAGGUGCAUUGGUUGGCCUGGGAGAAGUUAACAUGCCCGAAGUCCUUCGGAGGAAUGGGGUUUCGGAAUAUGAAAUGUUUUAACCAAGCUCUCUUAGCUCGUCAGGCAUGGAGGCUGCUUGUGUACCCGGACAGUUUCUGUGCACGAAUUCUGAAAGCAAGGUAUUACCCAAAUGGAACCCUCACUGAUACUGCCUUCCCGGUGGUUUCAUCACUGUCGUGGAAGGGUAUAGCUCAUGGGCUGGACUUGUUGAAGGAGGGAGUUAUAUGGCGAAUCGGGAAUGGAAAAGAUGUUAGAAUAUGGAGACACAAAUGGGUUCCACAUGCAGGCAAAUUGAAAGUAAUUGAGAAGAAAACUUGGAAUAGGCUCACCUUUGUUCAUGACCUUAUAUUGCCAGGAGAGAAGAAGUGGAACGAACCUUUAAUUCGUCACUUAACUCAUGAUGACGAUGCUGAUGUUAUUCUGAAAUCAAGGAUUCCAGUGCGGGAGAGGGAAGAUUUCCCUGCGUGGCAUUUUGAGAAGAAUGGGGUUUUCUCAGUGAAAAGUGCUUAUCGGCUUGCCUGGAAUUUGUCGGGCCUGAGCUCCAGAUCGCAUUCUUCCAGCUCAGCACCUGAUGGUCAAAGGAAACUAUGGGAAGUGUUGUGGAGGACAGAUGUACUGCCUAAGGUACGUGUCUUUGCAUGGCGUCUUGCCCAUGAUUCGCUGCCAACAAUGAGAAACAAGUGGAGAAGGACUUUGGAGAGUACUGGGGUCUGCAAAAUCUGCGGGCAUGAGGUGGAGGAUGGGCACCAUGCCACUGUCAGGUGCUCAAAAGCAAUGGUACUUCGCCUAGCGGUACGUGAAUACUGGGAGUUGCCGGAUGAAUUUCUUUUGAAAUACACAGGACCAGACUGGCUUUUGGUACUGUUAGAUUCAAUCCCUACGAAAAUGAAGACAAAUCUAUUACUAGUCUUAUGGAGAUCAUGGCACUUGAGGAAUGACAUCAUUCAUGAGAAGGGUCUGGCUUCCAUUGCUGAUUCGGUAUCGUUCUUGAAGAAUUUCAGGGAAACUCUUUCCCCGGUCUGGCAGCAGGAGGUGGAUCAUAAAGGUAAAUUGCCCAUCUCUGAAUGCAUCAUCCCGAAGCCCAUAAGAAGAAACAGGGCCACUUCUGAUGAUGUUGUGUGGAGGCCUCCGCCUGAAGGUUGGGCAAAAAUUAAUGUUGAUGGAGCUUUUAGGCCAGAGAGUGGAGAAGCUAGCGUCGGAAUUAUCGCUAGGGACUGCAGGGGCUUGGUCCUAUACUCUGCAUACAAGGCGGUUCAGAACUGCAAUGCGCCUAUUGAAGUGGAAGCAUUGGCAUGCCUAGAAGGAGCUCGCGCGGCUGCAAAUUGGGUUCAGAUGCCGGUGAUUUUUGAGUCUGACAAUGCCACCGUCAUUCAGGACAUUGUGGCACACCAAGGAAAUCGUGCGGCAUGGUCUCCAAUCAUCGAUGAGAUACAUGGUGUCUAUAGCCGUCUCCAAGAUGUGCAAUGGCACAAAUUAAAGAGAGAUUGUAAUAGGGUUGCUCGUUUUCUAGCUAAGAUGGGCAUGAGCUCCAGACUUUGUUCCGAGUGGAUCCUCCAGGCUCCCCCGGCCAUCUUUGAGCUCCUUGCCCAGGAAUGUAAUACCCUUUUCAGUUAA